AGUUGUGAUCCUAACAUUAUUUGCUGUCUCUUCUAAACAUCAGUAGUUUAGUGCCCUAGCCAUUGGUCUUACCAUCACCACUAAGUUUAAAAUGCUCUCCUGGGUCCACUGAUCAUGCAAGGUAGCCCGAUAUGCGAGUUUACUGAGCCCUCGGAAUUCAAAUAGCCCGCCACAAGUCAGCAAAUGAAACCCAUAAUUUAUAGAUUCUCCAUCUCUCAACCCAUAUGGAGAAAAACCCAGAGUCUAGCUUUUAGCCAUCUCAUUGAAACCAAGAAAGCUCAUGCCCAUGACUUUAAAUUAGGUACCUCAGCUGUUCAAUCGAGCAAAGCCAUACCAUAUCACUCUGAAUCAACCGCAUUCUUGGAUGCUCGUAAACUGUUUGACGAAGUGUCUGACUUGAGCGUAGUAUCUGCCACGGCCAUAAUUGGCCGCUUUGUUCGCCAGCACCGGUAUGAAGAGGCAAUAUAUCUCUUCUCAAGGAUGCUUGUGUCAAAUGUUAGACCCAAUGAAUUCACAUUUGGCACGGUAAUUCACUCAUCAACUGCACUAGGAAACUUUAAUAUAGGCAAGCAACUUCAUGCUUGCGCAACAAAGAUUGGCCUUCACUCAAAUGUCUUUGUUGGUAGUGCGCUUUUAGAUUUUUAUGUCAAGCUGAGUACCAUCGAGGAGGCUCAAAGAGCUUUUGAAGAUACACGUGAGCCGAAUGUGGUAUCUUACACAACUUUGAUGGGUGGCUACCUGAAAAAGGAGAGGACUGAAGAUGCUUUUCGGGUUUUCCGAGAGAUGCCAGUGAGAAAUGUUGUUUCGUGGAAUGCUAUGAUUGGUGGGUGUAGCCAAAUAGGCCACAAUGAAGAGGCUGUCAAUCUUUUUAUUGAGAUGCUUAGAGAAGGGUUGAUGCCUAAUCAAUCUACUUUUCCUUGUGCUAUUAGUGCAGCUGCCAAUAUAGCAGCACUAGGAAUGGGCAGAAGUCUUCAUGCUUGUGCUGUUAAGUUCUUGGAUAAGCUCGAUGUGUUUGUUGGCAACUCUCUUAUUAGCUUUUAUGCCAAAUGUGGAUCUAUGGAAGAUAGUCUCUUGGUAUUCAAUAAACUUUCUGGAAGAAAUAUUGUUUCUUGGAAUGCUGUGAUAUGUGGUUAUGCACAGAAUGGUAGAGGAGAGGAAGCCGUGAACUUCUUUAAAAGGAUGCGGGACAUAGGUUGUAAACCUAAUAGUGUUACACUUCUUGGCCUAUUAUGGGCUUGCAACCAUGCUGGCCUUAUUGAUGAGGGUUACUCAUAUUUCAAUCAAGCAAGACUUGAAGACCCUAGCAUGCUAAUGCCUGAACACUAUGCUUGUAUGGUCGACUUACUCUCCCGCUCUGGGAGCUUCAGACAAGCUGAGGAGUUUCUUUGUGAAUUGCCAUUUGAUCCUGGAAUUGGGUUUUGGAAAGCAUUGCUUGGAGGCUGCCUGAUUCACUCAAAUACGGAAUUGGGGGAGUUCGCAGCACAAAAAAUCCUCACUUUGGAUCCUGAAGACGUGGCAUCAUAUGUAAUGCUAUCAAAUGCACAUUCUGCAGCUGGUAGAUGGCAGAGUGUGUCAACAAUAAGAAGAGAAAUGAAAGAGAAGGGCAUGAAGAGGAUUCCAGGUAGCAGUUGGAUUGAAAUCAAAAGCAAAGUUCAUGUCUUUGUAACUGGGGACAAAAGACAUCAACAAAAGGAUGAAAUUUAUAUGGUCUUGAGGUUUUGUAUUGAGCAUUUUAGAGAGGUUAAAGCUUCCAAUUUUAUCGAAGAUGAGUUGAAUUAGAUUUGAAAUGAUUAGAGUGGCUCAGCUUUAUAAGUUGGAGUUGUAAAUCUGAGAGUACCUUCCAAAGCAGUUUGAAGGAGAUUUCUCCAACCUAUUGCAUGACAGUUCAAAUGAUCAUCCACCUGUAUUUUUUAGUUGACUCAUUAAGUCAUUUAACAAGUCUAAUGACUAAAAGUGAAUGUGAAUUUAUGCUCAUUUGGUUAAGUUCAAUAAA
Molecule: messenger RNA, 1993 nt
Organism: Quercus lobata
Lineage: Eukaryota; Viridiplantae; Streptophyta; Magnoliopsida; Fagales; Fagaceae
Product: Pentatricopeptide repeat (PPR) superfamily protein
Exons: 1
Coding region: 184-1779 (531 amino acids)
Biological process (GO): RNA modification
Molecular function (GO): protein binding; RNA binding
Source: RefSeq, a predicted model, not a curated record